Diorhabda carinulata is the source of this 2077-nucleotide messenger RNA. It is a transcript of the gene TfIIFbeta, whose product is annotated as general transcription factor IIF subunit 2. Gene Ontology annotation, biological process: transcription initiation at RNA polymerase II promoter; transcription by RNA polymerase II. Bases 121 to 921 code for a protein of 266 amino acids. The record is from RefSeq and is a predicted model, not a curated record. NCBI's taxonomy places the organism in Eukaryota, Metazoa, Arthropoda, Insecta, Coleoptera, Chrysomelidae. Gene Ontology annotation, cellular component: transcription factor TFIIF complex. The transcript has 5 exons.
AGUAAGAAUGAUAGGUGACAAUACCGAUACCCUGAACUUUAAUCUAAGUAGUUUUUAAAAUUUUAGGAUGCGAAUAAAAACGAAGUAGUAUUUUUAUCAAAAAAAAACUAUUAUGAAUUUAUGUCGAAAGAGACUCAUAUGGAUCGAGAUUUAGAUCUCUCUAAUGCUAAUAGAGGUGUCUGGCUUGUCAAAGUCCCCAAAUAUGUUUCUGAACGAUGGGAAAAGGCCCCUGGAGAUAUGGAAGUUGGUAAACUUAAAAUUGCUAAACCCGUUGGACAAAAGGCACAAGUUUCCCUUACACUGUCUUCAGCUAUUCUCAACCUCAACGAACCUGGUCAGGAAAGUAUUCCCAAAGAUCACAGACUUGAUGUGUCCACAGUUACACAACAAACUUUGGGAGUAUUUUCACAUGUUAUACCUGUAAACACAGAUGCUGUUAUACCAGAAACAGAAAAAUUGUAUAUGGAAGGCAAGAUAGUACAAAAACUGGAAUGUAGACCAUAUGCAGACAAUUGUUACAUGAAACUAAAGUUAGAGUCAAUAAGAAAAGCUUCACUACCAGCAAGGCAAGUUAAACAAUUGGACAGAGUGGUGCAAACGUACAAACCUGUGUCUGAUCAUAAAAAUAAUAUUGAAUACAUGGAAAGAAAAAAAGCAGAAGGCAAAAAGGCUCGUGAUGAUAAGGAUGCAGUUCUUGAAAUGUUGUUUGCGGCAUUUGAGAAACAUCAGUAUUACAACAUAAAAGACUUAGUAAAAAUUACGAAACAACCUAUCACCUAUUUGAAAGAAAUAUUAAAAGAAGUCUGCAAUUAUAAUUUGAAGAAUCCUCAUAAGAAUAUGUGGGAACUCAAACCUGAAUAUAGGCAUUACAAACAAGAAGAAGAAAGCGAUACUAAAAAGAAUGACUCUGAUGAUGACUAAAUGCAAUUUCAAGUAUGCACAUUUUUGUAUUUAUUUAGAGUGAUUAUGCUUAAAGUAAUUUUAUCAAUCUAUUAUCCCCUCCAAUUAAAUAACAUUCAGGAUUGAUUCCAAAUUGUCUUUAAGUAUUCUGAUCUUAGUCUCUAACUAUAUCGGAGUUUUUUAAUACAAAAUAUAUUACAAAUUAUAUUUUAUGAGUUAUGAUGUGCCUUGCAAAAUUGUGCUUGGGUUCUUUGAAGAUGUAGUAUAACCCAAUUUUCACAUUUUGAAUAUUUAGCUCCAUUUGUUGAUAAAUGAGUUGAUUUAUUUAUCAUUUAAUGGUGCAAGUUUCCUUCAGUUAGCUUUCUAAAUUCUGAGUCAGUUGUCUUUAACAUGAAAUUAUAUCCAGAUAUGUAACAACCUUCUUAUUUUUUUUCAGCUCAAGGUAUUCUCUAAUCUGGUUUAAAAUCUUAUCUUGAGUAGCUUCAUUGCUCUGGAUGUAGUUUUCUACAUUUACCAGAACAUACUUAAUAUCACUCCAGUAACGAAUUUCUGAGUUGAGAUGUUUGAAACUAUUGCUUGCCCUUAGUAACUCAGGUUUAGAUAAAUUGGAUGUAUUCCUAUUGAAAAAGUAACUGAACAUAUUGUCUGUUUAAUUCACAAAUCUCGUAACUCUAUAGCAUUAAAUUUUACAGUAGACAUAAAAACUUAUUAAUGGAAAAAAUUGCUUGAAGAUUUGACCUGUUUUUAUAUUAAUAAAGGACAUAUAUCAUAUUUCAAUAAAAUAAUUGAAGGAAAAAGGUACAGGUUGAUUAACAAGGAUUGCAGUUAGCUUUAAACAAAAUAGGGGUUUUGAGUUGAUGUUCUCUAUUUCUACUUUUAAAUUGUAUAUUUUCUUGAGCCUUCACGAGUGUUUCUGUUAGAUGCGUUCAGAAAUUUUGUAUCUAAUGGUAUCAAAAUGUUGAUAAAAGAAAAAACAGAAUUACGUGGUUUGCGACCUAAGCUGACGAAUAUUUGUUCCAUAAUUCAUAAAUAGCUGACCAAAUAGUGGUAUUUAUAUUACUAGGGGAUGGGUAGUUAAUAAAUAAAUUUUAUGUAAAAAUUUUAGAUAGUAAAUAACCACAUUGAAUUCUUGUAUAUGGAUGAAUUUGAAACAUUGUUAAUAAAAAAUGUAAUUAAA